UCCCAGUCUUUCUUUAUCAGCACGAGAAAAGUCUAUUCCUCUCCCCGUCUUCCCGCUUCUUCUUGAAUUUCGUCUCUUUCCUCGCUGAGAGGGAAAAAAAAAAAAAUACAUUCUUGAAGUCUGUCUGAGAGCGUUCAGUGGGAGAAGAUAGUAGCGAGAGUGAGGUCCACAGAUAAGUGAUAUACAUAUAGAUAUAUAGCGAGAAGCGUUCGUAGGACCACGCGGAUGAGGGUGGAGAGUGUGGUUUUGGAGAGAGAGAGCGUUGAGAGUCAGGGGAGGAAGAAAGAAGGAGGAGGAGGAGGAGAAGGGGUGAUGGAUACUCCGGAGAGGAACAAGAGCAACCAGAUCGCGACACCCAUUUCCAAAUUUGAGGACUCCCCUGUGUUCAAUUUCCUUAACAGCCUCUCCCCCAUCAAGCCGGUUAAGUCUGUACACAUCACUCAGAGUUUCAAUUCCCUCAGUUUUGCAUCUCUUCCAUCUGUUUUCACUUCACCCCAUGUGAGUACAGUGAAGGAAUCAAGAUUCCUAAGAAGGCAUCAACUUCCUGAUCCAUCAAAACCCGAGUUUUCUUCUGAUAAUGAUCAUAGAGUUGAGAGACCUGUGGGCAAUGAUUUAGAUGUUGCUAAUGAUGCCAGUGAGAAAGAGGAAAGCUUUGAUCCUCAAAGUUGCAUUGUUGAUGAUUCUGUCCAACCAUCUCCUCAUGAAUCAACAAAGAUUUCAUCCGAGCUUGUAAGAACAUUAGAUUACGAAUGCAGCAGCCCGAAUUCCAGCCCGAUGCCAAGUUCUGGUGUCAAAAACAGAAACUUGUUACAAUUUGCUGGUAGCUCGGUGACAAUCAUCCCGUUGGUGCAAGAUGUGUCGGGGAAAGGUUUGAUGGGAAGUGAAGUUGAUAGGAAUAAAGAAGCUUCGGGAUGUGAAUGGGAGAGUUUGAUGCCCGAUGCCGCUGAUCUGUUAAUCUUUGAUUCGCCCAAUGACGCAGAGGCCUUCAAGAAAGCAAUGGAUUCAAGCCCGAGGUCUGUUCCCUUUGUCGCCAAUGAGAUACAGAACAUGGAAACGUUUAGUACGGUUAGUUAUGGUGAAUUAGUUGGCGAUGGAAGUGAAACACAAAACCAAUCUGCCCAACCGGGCGGGGGAAAUGAACUCCACCAAUAUUCCGAAACCCAGGACAUAAUCCCCGAUUCUUCUCUAAACAACGCCAUGACUGGGGGCCCAAACGAGAUUGAUGCUGAGAUGGUUUCCGGGUUAUAUCGUGGAAUGAGGAGGCGCUGUUUAGUCUUUGAGAUGAACGGAGCUCGGAGACAACCUUUAGAUGACAAUUCAGGUUCGAGUUCUUCCAUAUUGGCUGAACAUGAUGGAAACACUGCUGAAAAGCAUUUGGUUGCUGUGAAUGAAUCUUCGAGGCGCGUUUUACCUGGAAUUGGCUUGCAUUUAAACGCCCUUGCUGUAACUCCUAGGGAUGGCAAGGGUGCCAAACACGAAUCUUUUGCUUCUUCAGGAAAACAGCUGAUAAUUGCACCCACCUCGGCUGCCAAUUAUCAUCUGAUAACUACCAGUCAAGAAUCGUUGAAUAAUUCUCUGGCUGUAGUCUCUUCAGAACGAGAAAUAGUCCCUACGCGAAAUGGAGCUUCUCUUAACGAAGACGCUAGUCAAGAACCUCGAUACGUUGGUAAUGAAGAGCUCAGCCAGACUAGUCCCAAGAAAAAGAAGCGUAAAGUGGAUUCUAAAGAGGGCGAAAGUUGCAAGCGCUGCAACUGCAAGAAAUCUAAAUGCUUGAAACUUUAUUGUGAAUGUUUUGCUGCCGGUGUCUACUGUGUGGAGCCUUGUUUAUGUCAAGAGUGUUUCAACAAGCCUAUUCACGAAGAUAUGGUCCUUGCAACUCGCAAACAGAUCGAGUCUAGAAAUCCACUUGCGUUUGCUCCCAAAGUGAUAAGGUCCACCGACUCUAUGUCUGAAACGGGGGAUGACUCCAACAAAACCCCUGCUUCUGCUCGGCAUAAGAGAGGAUGCAAUUGCAAGAAAUCGGGUUGUCUGAAGAAAUACUGCGAAUGCUAUCAGGGUGGUGUUGGAUGCUCGAUUAAUUGCAGAUGCGAAGGCUGUAAGAACGCGUUUGGUAGAAAAGAUGGCUCUGAUCCCGACUUGGAAGACGAGGAAACAGAUCUCUUCGAGAAGAGUGUUGUUGAAAGGAGUUCACAGAAGCUUGCCAUCGCCCAGAAUGAAAUCGAACACAUCCCCGAUUCUGCACUGCCUGCAACUCCACUUCGGUUAAAGAGACCGCAAAUGCAAUUCCCAUUUCCGUCCAAGAACAAGCCACCGAGAUCAUCGUUUCUUUCCAUUGGAUCUUCGUCUGGCAGCCAGGGACUCGGGAGACCAAGCUUCUUCCAAUCGCUCCCGAAGUUUGACAAGCAGUUCGAGACGAUCAAGGAGGACGAGAACGAAAUGCCAGAAGUUCUUCAAACGACCUGCAGGUCUCCCAUCAGUGGCAUAAAGUCGGGAUCUCCAAACAGCAAGAGAGUCUCUCCUCCUCAUCAUCAUCAUCACAGUAGUGAGUUUGGAACAUCAUCAUCAUCUUCCCCGGGGCGGAGGAGCAGCAGAAAGCUCAUCCUGCAAUCCAUCCCCACAUUCCCUUCUCUCACUCCAAAUCAAUGAAGAAAGAAAGAUCAGAUGAGAUGAGAUGAGAUGCCCUUUCUGUUGUCAACUUUGCAGGGAAAGUUUGUGUCUGUAGUGUAGUUAUAAGUGAGGUGUUAUUUUUCCAGACUUUGGGCCUGCAGUUAUAUUUGUAAAUUAGCUUUUGUUUGCUUCCUUAAUAACCUUGUAGUCCUAAUAAUAAACUUUUUAGAAGUGAUAAAUCACCUGUUAUAUCUA
Ipomoea nil (Japanese morning glory) is the source of this 2862-nucleotide messenger RNA. RefSeq names its product protein tesmin/TSO1-like CXC 2. The record is from RefSeq and is a predicted model, not a curated record. The transcript has 10 exons. The coding region runs from base 226 to 2646 and encodes 806 amino acids. Lineage: Eukaryota; Viridiplantae; Streptophyta; Magnoliopsida; Solanales; Convolvulaceae. Gene Ontology annotation, molecular function: DNA-binding transcription factor activity.